AUGCGUUUAGUUCUUGGUAUUGCGCUUUUGUUCUUUGGACUUUCAGUUCCUGGGGUGCACUGCAGCAGUAAUGAAUAUAUCAAGCUUGUAAGGAAGGGUACAGAUGCAACGAAAAAAUUGAGUGAGAACGAGGAAGCAAUGAGUAAAGCAGCUGAGGAUGCAUUUAUGUGCUUAGGAGAAGUUGUUGAUAAAGUAGCAGAAUCAAUUCAGAGUAUAAAUGGUGUCUUAGAGAAGCAUGCGAUUGUAUGCUUUGCCGAGAAAGACAAAGAGGAUAUUAAGAAGGACAUCGUGGAGCAUUUAGAUGGUAUGUCGCCCGAGGACGUGGUCAAGAACAUCAUAAGGUACUAUAAGGGUACGGGUGAUCCGUUUGUUAAGCUUUUUUGCAAAGGGCAGACUGCCAAAUUAUUUUCCAAGAUUUUCGCGUCACACUCCCCAUAUUUUUUAGACAAUUUAGAUAACAUUUGUGAGUCUUUAAGACAGCUUGUAGGGUUCAUAAAUCUCUUUCUCAUUCCGUUGAGAAAAUGUGGAGUAGGUUUGAAUGAAACCAAUAUCAUUACAUUUGAUUCAAUCAAAGAGGUUCGACCAAAGUUA
This is a messenger RNA of Vavraia culicis subsp. floridensis, 591 nucleotides long. RefSeq lists its product as uncharacterized. The record is from RefSeq and is a predicted model, not a curated record. The transcript has a single exon. The annotation marks the transcript as partial. NCBI's taxonomy places the organism in Eukaryota, Fungi, Microsporidia, Pleistophoridae.